Molecule: messenger RNA, 3301 nt
Organism: Pseudocercospora fijiensis CIRAD86
Lineage: Eukaryota; Fungi; Ascomycota; Dothideomycetes; Mycosphaerellales; Mycosphaerellaceae
Exons: 6
Coding region: 358-2994 (878 amino acids)
Molecular function (GO): lipid binding
Source: RefSeq, a predicted model, not a curated record
CAACACCACCGCCCUCGACCAAUCCACUUGACCGCGCGCGCGCAUCACCAGCGUUGCAUAAUUCUUGAGAUACCCCAUCCGCGAGCAUUGUCACUUGACGACUGUCACCAUCCCUUGCCCUGCUGCUGCUGCUGCUGCUGUCGCAAACCACGGGCUCACAGCACAUCAGGACCUUCGGCGAAGGGCACUCCAGCUUAACAUCAGCAUUUGAUUCCACGUCAUUUGCCUUCACCCCUGAGGACUCGCCGCGAGCUUCACAUCUGAUCAGCCAAUCCACAACAACUUCUUUCCAUUGCAAGCAGCUCGAAGCUCCCCAGCAAACAUUCGCACAACCCGCCCAUUGAAUCAACGCCCAACAUGUCUUCGGGCAAGAGCGUCAACGUUCCUACGAACACCAAGAUCAAGGAGCAAGAUGUUAAUGCCAAGCUCCAGCUCUACGGCAUCUACUCAGCAUUUGCGCAAGGCAAAGUUCCUACCAACAAGCAGAUCGACGUUGCUUUGAACACGGCCAUCAACUGGAAGGGCCUCUCGCAGCCCAACGGCAAGCUGUCCGCCGAUGGACAGAAGCUGGUCAAGGACCUCCGCGAUGUCAUCGAGAAGGCGAAAGUACUCCUUCUCACCAAGAACGAUGGCAACGUCCUUCAGGACUUCAUCUGGCAGACACAAGCUAUUGGUGCAGGAGACGCCACUACUCCUAAUGCACCAGUAGACAAGGAUACCGCUAAGCAGCACGGCAACCAGGCUGUUGAGGGUCUCCGCACCCUCGGCACGCUCAUCAUCACCAACGGCCAAUUCCGCAAGCUUCUCAACGAUGCUGUUAUCCUCUUCCGUGACAUCGCCGGUGAUGCUGCGCAAAAUGCUGCUUCGGCUAUCAACCCGGACGAGCAGAAGCUUGCGCAAAUCGAUGCUCCAGCCGAGGACAACACCUGGCAUGACGCUCCUAAUCUCUCCAAGGAGAACAUCAAGAAGCAAAUCAACGCCAACGCCCCUUUCUCCAAGAAAGAUGCCAAGGAUGCUGCCAGCCAGGUCGCUGGUGAUGCCACUCAAGCUGCCCACCCAUCAGGGUCGCGCGAUCCAGCUGACGCUGCAGCACUCGCUCAGAAGGAGCAGCAGGAAGGCGUGUCCACUGGUCUCGAUGCCCAAGCGGGUGCCAAGGCUGGUAAGGAUACCGUUAAGAACAAGACAUGGAAUCAGAUGAACGAGGAAGACAAGCAGCGCUUACGCGAGUACCGCCAAAAGACUAAGGAGUACUUCCAGAAGAAGGUUCCAAAGGAGCGCCGCGAGCAGAUCAUCUACCGCUUGAAGAAGAUGGUAGUUGAGAUCCAAGGCCACCAGGACUACCAACAGGCCAUUGAAACUUUGCUCCGCCUGGCCGAGGAAUACACUGGCCAUACCAAGAACCUCGCGGCUCAGUCCCAAGGAGCCGUCAAAGGUGCCCAUUCCCAGGAUUCUCUGACUAUCGCGGAAGCUGACUUGAGGACACUUCUCGAACGCUUUGCCAACAGCACGUCAUUCGACGACCUUUUCGAAUCUAUUAACCAGAUUUACACCGAUGCAGACCGUGACCCGGAGCUGAAGAACUUCUUCAAGAAUGCCAAUAGCUUUAUUCGCCGCUGCCUCCAAGAGCAGGGCUACAUCCUCCAGGACGAAUCCAACGAGGAAUGGAACCGCCUCUACGACCACGGUAACUUCCUCCUCCGCGACCGCUACCGCAACCACACCGACCGUAUUGUCGACGAGGUCAAGUUCUUGGCCGGCCAAUUCGAGGAGGACCCACAGAACAAGGCCUUUGGCGAGGCUAUGGACAAACUGUUCAAGGACCUUGGCAACGACUCCGAUGGCAAGCCAGAGUUCAAGCCACAUCUUGUCAAGGAUCUCACCGAGGUUCUCAUCCCAGCGUUCUUCGAGAAUGUGCGCUACAUUCCAAUUCCACGAAUUGAAGUUUCCGACCCACAGAUCGAUGCCAUCGUUGAGAACCUCGUCAUCGAGGGCGACAACCUGGCACCAAAUAUGUUCGAGUUCGGCUCGGACAACUACUGGCGAUGGGGCCGCAAGGGCAUUCAAAACCGCAACAAGAACAAGGUCAUGCUAUCUGCUAGCGGCAUCCAGAUGGAUCUGCGUGACGUUGCUUACUACGUCAAGAAGAAGCAAGGCUUCCCAGGUGUUACCGACAAGGGUGUCAUGGACAUCUUCCUCGGCGGCACCGGCUUGAGUUUCAAGGUGGCGAUGGAGACUGCCGACAAGAACGACCGUCAGCACUUCUUCAAGAUCAACACCGUCAGUGUUGACAUCAAGAACAUGGACAUCAAGGUCAAGCAGUCCAACCACAAGUUGCUCUUCAAGCUCUUCAAGCCAGUUCUAUUCAAGGUGCUCAGACCAGUCAUCCAGAAGACUGUUGAGAAGCAGGUUCGUGAUGCCGUCACGAAGGCUGACGCAUUCCUCUACCAAGUCAAGCAAGAGGUCGAUCGCGUCACCGAGGAGGCGAAGAACAACCCAGAUCCAGAGAAUUUGGAGAACAUCUACCAGCGCUAUUUCAACGCUUUCCAGAAGCAGCUGCAGAAGGGAGAGCAGAAGAAGGAGGAGGUCAAGGAGAAGGCCGCUCAGACCAACGUCAACGUUGCCGUCACCAAGAACGACUCCAUUUUCAAGAACAUCUCGCUGCCAGGCGGCAUCUCCACCAAGGCUACCGAGUACCAGGAGCUUGCCAAGAAGGGUGACAAGUGGGAGUCGCCAGUCUUCAGCAUUGGCAGCGCAAAGGAGUCAUCUGGCCUCCCAAGCGUCUCUCGCCCAACGCGAAAGCCACACGCCGUCACUCAGGGCGGCGUGCGUGGUCAAUCAUCAAGCACCUCCGGAGCUGGUGUUGGUGGUUUUGGCGGCACCCCGAUCGUCAAUCAGCCAGUUGGCCUCUCUGACAACCCAGUCGGCGCAUCACAGACUAACGGUAACUUCGCCAACCAGGUCAACGAUGCCUUCAAGCCAAAUGCCAACAUCUAGAAGGCUGCCAGAAGUAGCAAUUCCUCAGGUCUUGUCGACAGUUUUCGACUUGGUGACGUAACCGCGAUACAAAAGCUCGGAUACCCUCAUGUACGAUCGCUGUUUCGGGCGUUGGUCAUCAGAUGGAGAGAUACCCAAACUUGUUUGUUCUGGAGAAAUGAUACCACUGCUGCGUUAGAAAGAGGAGAAGAAAAGAGGACAGGAAAUGGACACAGCCGAUACUCUCAGUAAUAUGCACUCGGCGAGCUUACGACUCUCGCUUUCGAGUAACUUUUGUAGUCUUUUUGAAAAUUGAUGGGUUUCCCUU